Messenger RNA from Gastrolobium bilobum, 1198 nucleotides. Its product is annotated as vesicle-associated membrane protein 727. The record is from RefSeq and is a predicted model, not a curated record. The coding region runs from base 190 to 903 and encodes 237 amino acids. NCBI's taxonomy places the organism in Eukaryota, Viridiplantae, Streptophyta, Magnoliopsida, Fabales, Fabaceae. Gene Ontology annotation, biological process: vesicle-mediated transport. Gene Ontology annotation, cellular component: membrane. The transcript is spliced from 6 exons.
GGAGGAAUGUGAAUUGCAGUAACACCUCACCUGACCUCGACGACGUUGCUUGGCGAAACUGAUAAAAGCGCUGUAAUUCUAUCAUCCUCGAUCAUCACUGUUCUGCUCUCACGCCAAACCUCCAUUUUGGUUCUUCAGGUUGUUGUGGGGAUUGUAUCUUCUGGUGGUGGAGUUUUUUGGAAAUUGGAGAUGAGUCAGAGGGGUUUAAUAUAUAGCUUUGUUGCCAAAGGGACUGUUGUUUUAGCAGAGCACACGCAAUAUACAGGAAAUUUCAGCACCAUUGCUGUUCAGUGCUUGCAGAAGCUGCCUUCAAAUAGCAGCAAAUACACAUAUUCAUGUGAUGGUCACACGUUUAACUUCCUCAUAGACAAUGGAUUUGUUUACCUUGUUGUUGCAGAUGAAUCGGUUGGAAGGAGUGUUCCUUUUAUAUUUCUUGAACGGGUGAAGGAUGACUUUAAGAAGCGUUAUGGUGCUAGCAUUCAGAAUGACAGUGCCCAUCCCCUUGCUGACGACGACGAUGAUGAUUUAUUUGAAGACAGAUUUAGCAUUGCCUAUCAUCUUGAUAGAGAAUUCGGACCAACGCUUAAGGAGCAUAUGCAGUAUUGCAUGAACAAUCCGGAAGAAAUAAGUAAACUAUCAAAAUUGAAGGCUCAAAUAACUGAGGUCAAGGGAAUAAUGAUGGACAAUAUUGAGAAGGUUUUGGAUCGUGGAGAGAAGAUUGAACUUCUGGUGGACAAAACAGAAAACUUGCAGUUCCAGGCUGACAGCUUCCAGAGGCAAGGCAGGCAGCUGAGAAGGAAGAUGUGGCUGCAGAAUCUCCAAAUGAAGCUGAUGGUGGGAGGAGGAAUCCUUAUCUUGAUUAUAAUAUUGUGGGUUAUUGCUUGUGGGGGUUUCAAAUGUUGAUGGAGCUAUAAAAAAUUGGAGUCUGUAUUAGGGCACACAGGGGGUGCACAAAAUGAUAUACUGUACUACUUGUACAUGGAAUUUGGCGCGGGAAUUCAUGGUUAUUGUCAUAGACUGUAAUUAAGCUUGUGGUAAGCUGCUAGUUACUUUGAACGAAGCUCUUGCAUCAGAUGACAUUACUGGGGUGGUUGUGCAUAUCAUGAUAUUGCUUUUACCAUUGUAGAGCUUUCACUAACUUUUCCUUGCCUUGUUCAAGUGUAUUUUCUUGUUUCAGUUAAAAACGUUAACCAGAGCA